Molecule: messenger RNA, 1491 nt
Organism: Ochlerotatus camptorhynchus
Lineage: Eukaryota; Metazoa; Arthropoda; Insecta; Diptera; Culicidae
Product: cytochrome P450 4c21-like
Exons: 5
Coding region: 1-1491 (496 amino acids)
Molecular function (GO): oxidoreductase activity, acting on paired donors, with incorporation or reduction of molecular oxygen; heme binding; iron ion binding
Source: RefSeq, a predicted model, not a curated record
AUGUUACUACUGCUCAUUCUGGCGUUGGCGACGCUGCUAAUCUUCGGAAACAGCCGUAAGAAGUACCAAUUCGCAAAAGAUCUACCGUCCAUCGAUCCUUGGUACCCCCUGCUCGGUAAUGGGUUGAUGUUUAUCGGUAAAAGUCCGGAGGAUAGAUUCGAAAAUUUCGUCGGAGCAUUCCAACGGACGGAUCGCCUUUUCAAGCUUUGGUUCGGACCAAAGCUGGCACUCGGAACGUGUCAUCCCGAUUUGAUUCAGCAGGUCACCAACCACCCGGAAUGCAUCGAGCGGCCUCUGUUUUUCUACAAACAGCUUCGAUUGACCAAGGGGCUGCUGGUGGCGCGACAUGCACUGUGGAAGUCGCAACGAAAAGUGUUGAAUUCAACAUUCAACUUGCGAAUCUUGCACAGUUUUAUACCGAUAUUUGUGGACUGCAGUAGGAAAUUGAUCGACCGUUUGGAGCAAGCACCGCGUGAAGACGCGAUCAACCUGUAUCAGUAUGUGUCUCAUUGCACUCUGGAGAUGGUUUGCGGGACUACUCUCGGCAUGGAAAAUCUUCGGCGUGCUUCCGGAAGCAGAUUCCUUCGGCACAUAGAAAGAGCGAUGGUCAUCAUGGGAGAUCGUAUUCUUAGCUUACAUCUGCAAAUCGAUCUUGUGUAUGUUUUCACGCCAGCUUUCUGGCGGGAAAUGUACUCCCUCAUGCUGAACCAAAGAUACGCUGCUGAAAUAAUUGAAAAACGGCGCAGGAAACUCAUGACUGAUGGUUUGCAAAAGACGGCUGAUAACGAUCAGGAUGGUUACCGUAAGCCACAAAUCUUCUUGGAUCAGAUAUUGUCUACCAAGCGUGCCGGGGAAUCAUUCGAUGAUGAUGAAAUACAGCACAACGUGAGGACAAUGAUUGCGGCUGGAAAUGACACAUCUGCUCUAGCAAUAUCCCACUGCUGUCUAUGGCUUGCUAUGUACCCGGAGAUUCAAGAACGCGUAUAUCAGGAAAUCAACGCCCUCUACGCUUCUCCUGAAGCGGAAAUCACCCCGGACGGACUGAAAAGUCUGAUCUUUACCGAAAUGUGCAUCAAGGAAACGCUUCGUCUUAGUGGUCCAGCUCCCAAUAUAGCUCGGGAAACUUUGGCUAAUGUUGAACUCGAUGGUUUGACCGUCCCGAAAGGGACGGUUAUCAUCCUGAGUCUGUACGCCAUGCAUCGAAGGCAAGAUCUUUGGGGUCCUAAGGCGGAUAUUUUUGAUCCGGAGAAUUUCAGCGAAGAUAACUGCCGGCAGCGCCCGACUGGGACGUUCAUUCCAUUUAGUUCUGGACCUCGCGAUUGCAUAGGUGGUCGGUACGCAAUGAUCAGUAUGAAGAUAAUAAUCAUCUACAUUUUGAGGAACUUCAAACUAUCGACCAAGAUUCAACCAGAACAGCUGCGGUAUAGGUUUGGACCGACUUUGAAGCUAGCAUUUGAUCAUACGAUAAGGUUGGAGAGACGGGAGGGUUAA